AUGCGUCCUGCUGCAACUUUGAUGCAACUGGCUCUGGCUGUCUCGUCAGUUGCCCCAGUGGUUUCCGCUUGGCCCAACUGGCUUCCCGAGCGCGAUGCUCUCAUCGUCCGCGCUGAUAGCUCUGAUAGCAGUGAUAGCGCCACCCCUUCCGCCACUGCCACUCCAUCCGCAUCUGGCUCGUCAGCAAGCAACACCAAGGAGACCGGAAAAGCGACUGGCGGCAACACGGCUAUGCCCACCAAGUCUGCGACUGGAAGCAAGAGCAAGAGCUCAUCGACGCCCACCCAUACCUCCUUCGCCCCAGACUCACCAGUUGGAGGCGUCAGCAUGAUUGUUCCUGCCAACACAGCUCUCGGCACCGCACUCUACAAAAUUAGCGACUACGUCACGUUUAGCUGGAACUACACAUCCCUCCAAGGCACCCCUACGGCUGUCGAUGUUCUCGCCAGUUGUUCUACCGCUCGCGCAACCUGGACACUGACUGGCAAUAUGACUUUCGCUACUUCUGUCGAAUACGUCUGGGAUACCAAGGUUCAGGCUAAUGAUCCUAAUCAACCCCUCCUCACGGAGCAGUACUCGCUUAUUAUCAAGGAUUCUGAUAUUUCCAUGACUGACACGCCCGAGCCUGGUUACCUGGGCGUGAGCACGGCUCUCAGCUUUGGCCUGUAUUCUGGCAAGGCUUACCAGAACUGGAGCCAGUGGACUUGUCCUGGUUGCCAUGCCAGUGCUGCCUCGCCUGCGGUUCAUGGCCAGUCGAUCAAGUUUGCCGCCACCAUGAGCAUCGCUACGGUUAUCGGCUUCACUUGGUUCGUUACUGGCCUAGGCAUCAACUAA
This is a messenger RNA of Cordyceps fumosorosea ARSEF 2679, 834 nucleotides long. RefSeq lists its product as hypothetical. Lineage: Eukaryota; Fungi; Ascomycota; Sordariomycetes; Hypocreales; Cordycipitaceae. The record is from RefSeq and is a predicted model, not a curated record. Bases 1 to 834 code for a protein of 277 amino acids. The transcript is spliced from 2 exons.